AUGAACACAGAAAACGUGAAUCCAAAUCUACCUACUGAAGAACUGAGGAAAAACAAAAUGUUUAUGCAUGAAAUAAAAGACAAAAGUCUUAUAUCAAGGAUUCCUCUUCAAGAAAAAGAGAUAUUUAAAGUACCUUCAUUGAAUUGUACAGAAAUUUUGAUGCCGACACAGCUAGAUUUGGAUCUAUAUGAAAUCCAACGAUUAUAUAAACAAAAUUAUAGGGAAGCAAACUUGAAGAUCAUGAAUUCAAGAAAAUCGGAUCAUUAA
Molecule: messenger RNA, 267 nt
Organism: Blepharisma stoltei
Lineage: Eukaryota; Ciliophora; Heterotrichea; Heterotrichida; Blepharismidae
Source: the annotation of a GenBank genome assembly